This is a messenger RNA of Amoebophrya sp. A120, 3437 nucleotides long. NCBI's taxonomy places the organism in Eukaryota, Dinophyceae, Syndiniales, Amoebophryaceae. The record is from the annotation of a GenBank genome assembly.
AUGACUCCUUGCAUCACCGAGGCAAAUCAAUUCGGGCCGAUACUGCCGAAAAAACCGCCAAUAAGUGCACAAGAAAUUAUGGACGAGGACCUGGAACAACAUCCACAAAUCGUUACUUCGAAGAAAGGGAAAAAAAUCCCGCAAGCCCCGGCGGUCCCCAUCAUCAUUGCGGGUGAGAAGUUCCCCGCGCCGCCCGGUUUACCGGUUUUCAGCGACAUGGAAGGCGAACACACUGGAGGUGCAACGAACGUGGUGAACAACAAGGGAAGUAGAAUUACAAGCGGAAUAAACAAGGGUGGCGCUCUUGGUACAGCUGCUGUUCUUGGGGGUGGAGUUAAUAUUCCUCCUCCUGAGCUGCAUCCCCCACACAAAGUUGUAAAUCCGUCGGUUGGUUUAAACGCUGGAACUAGUUUUAGUACAAGUCGGAACAAGAUCAUGGAGGCGUUUGAUCACGAUCGGGACGAGUUUGACGAAGACGAACUGGAAAUAAACAUCAAUCGGGACUCAUCCAAAAUGGACGUCGAAGAACAUCACCAGCCAGAGUUCCUUUCCCCGCGGACCGCAGCCCGCAAACUGCAAGAGGAACAGGAGCGGCAACGAAAACGCGAGUUCAUCACGACGCUGGGUGCGCCGGUUCUGCACCCGGUUGGGGCGAACAAUCCUAGUACUUCGCAGUCCAGAUUGCUAGAUGUCAACGAAUUCGACGUGGACAGCGACGAUUCUAUGGGAAUUACAGCAGGCAGGAGGAUGCUGAACAAGCAAAAACACACUGUAGUUCCCAGCGGCGCUUUCGGAGAAGUUGCAGCAGCUGCACAAGUUUUCCACCGCACAAACUCUGGUGCGGCAACUACAGCUGGUGCCAAUGCUAGUAUGCAAAUGCCCGCAGCUUCGCCGAAGCCUUUUAUCGACCCGAACAUCAACACCAGCAUGCUGCAGAUUGUCGCCUUGACCGGCGAGAAGCCGCCGACGCAAGCGACGUUUGAGCAGCGGAAGCACCAGGCGCUGCAGAAAUUCCGCAUCUACGAGAAUCUACCACCGCUGCUGAUCCGCCCGCAGUUGGAGAAGAUGGUUUUCCUUCUCCAUUUGGUGAAAUUGAUCUUCUUCGAUUGUCCGGGGUUGUUCCUGGAUUUGCAAAACUUGGAAAACCAACUUUCCGAAGAGGACGCGUGGAACCUGAAGCAGAUGAAAAUGAAGAUCAAGGGCUGGCGGAAGAAAACAUUGAAGGUAUCACAAGAAAAAAGUGUUACAGUUACACAUUGUGUUGCAGGCCAAGCAAGACAGACAAGCUCUGUCAUGCCGGAUAUUAUGCAUCGAAGCGUCCUUUCAUAGGUAUUUUCCCGUAGGAUUUCUGCAUUGCAAGUUUUCUCCCUCAUGCAGAGAAAUUUGUGUUGCUGAAUUGACAACAAAUGUGUAACUGUAAACACUUUUUUUGUUCGAUAGAAGGACAUCUGUCUCUACUACCCGGAGUUUUUCGUCGUGCUCAAGUACAGCUUUAAAAGCACAACUCCGGCGGACGAGAAUAAUAACAGCGAGAUCGUCGAAGUGGACGUGAUUGGUUUAGCGGAAAAGUGCAGGCGAAAUCUUCUGAGAGCGAACCCCUGGAUGCUGGACCAGGUGACGAAGGAUUUCUCGUCAUCUAGGGGAAUAUUAAACAGAAAUAACUCAUCGAACCGGAACUCCGGCACCAGCGCCGCAACAGGCAGUGGGGAAGAAGAAGAGGUGGACGACAUCUACGCGGAUUUGUUUCAAGAGGACGAGGACCACAAGCAAGCUGCUGUCCUCGGAGGAAUUGCGUAUGGCAGUUCGGAAAAGAACAAGAACCUCCCUGAGCAGAAGCGGUUUCUGAUUCCCGGGUUGCGGGAAGAAGGUGGGAGCAAGGGCGGGAAGAAAUCCUCAUCACCUUUGUUGGCAGCUAGUACAUCAAGUGGGGGAAUUUUUCCGAGCUCGACGAACAAUAUUAACCUCCUCACUCGCCCGCACUCCAGCGAUUCAGAAGACAACGACAACUUCCCGUUAGGGGCCGAUGCGCUUACUCUGUCCACCUAUGGCGGGGCGAGUAGGAACAAGAUGGACGAUUUGGCGCUCUUCUACCAGUACGAGGAUGACGUGCGGAAAUUACAUUUGACCAACGAGGGGGUUUCGACCAUCCCCUGUCUGGGCCACGCCUACCUCCAUUCCGUAAAAGACGACCCGAAACUGCAGAAAAUGUGCCCCUUUCUCUGUGCGGAGCUGCACAAGAAAAUCCGAAGGAUCGACUGGCUGGGCGAACUGGAGGGGAAGGCGAAAAAUUACAACCUACCGGACAAUCACGCAACGGUGGUGGAAUUCAAAACCUUAGCGGACGAAGAGAUUGCCCGGAAGAACCAAGAUCGGGCAGCGGAGGUACUAUAAGAAGAUAAAUUCUCAUCUGGUGGUGGUGCAGAAGCAGAACACCGAGUGAUCAUCGGAAAUGCAAAUUCUACAUCCUUGCAGUCUUAUAGAAGUCUCGCAUUCGAUGUCCUCGUCGCGUCACCGUUGCAUUUUUUCCCGCGCAUGCAAUUGCUGUCGUGUAUACUAGCAGUGGCCGUUUGCGUUUCCGUUAGCAUAGAAUCAAAAUGAUCUUCAUCGAAGAAUCCAAAUUUACAUCAUACAAACGAAAAACAGGUCUGUCCCCUGCCCCUGCUCCAGGCGAUGCGCCAGGACAUCCUGGACCGGUUCGGGAAAAUACGACUGACCCUGCUGCAGAAGCUUGCCAUGGUGAUCGCGAAGAACCAAGCCUCGAUGAUAAACUCCACCACUCUGCUCUGCACACAGAACAAUUUUUCAUCUUUUCUUCACAACACGAACACUCACGUAAACCCCAACAUUGCGCACUACAACGCAUCUAUCCGCGGCGCAAAAGAUAAAAACUCAGCCGCUUCAUCAUGUGCGAAUAAAAUCCUUCACCAGGCGACCAAUAUCGACAAGCUGAAGCACUGCUUCGACGACUGGAAACGGUACUUCAAGGUGCCCGCCGAAACGACGCUAUUAUCGAUUCUGAGAGAACACAACGCGUUUUUCUUUCACCGGAAGGAGACCGACUUCGUCGGCUUAACGCUGGCUGGCGUGCAACUGCUCUUUGUGAAAUCGCCGGUGGCGGCUGCGAAGGUGUUCUACGCGAAGUUCGAAAUCAACGGGCAAGACAUCACGAAAACGAGUGGAGCUGCUGGUGGUACUAGCACGGCGGUACUUAGUGGUGCUGGUCGAUGAUGCUGGCUACCGUGCUUCUAAAAGAUGAGCACGUUGUAAGUAGUACUACACUUCUACACAGGUCUCAGUUCAUGACAUUACCAUAUUCAAAGCGACACUUCUAAACGAACAACUUUUGAGGUGAAGGUUGAUCUCUGGAACUCCUCAACUACGCUCUCCAUUUCAUCUAAACUCAUCGUUAUCCGUAGGAGAAAUGAACUUGAGCUUAU